This is a messenger RNA of Cyclopterus lumpus (lumpfish), 579 nucleotides long. RefSeq names its product agouti-signaling protein-like. Gene Ontology annotation, molecular function: neuropeptide hormone activity; type 1 melanocortin receptor binding. The annotation marks the transcript as partial. The record is from RefSeq and is a predicted model, not a curated record. The transcript has 4 exons. Gene Ontology annotation, biological process: positive regulation of feeding behavior; hormone-mediated signaling pathway; neuropeptide signaling pathway. Lineage: Eukaryota; Metazoa; Chordata; Actinopteri; Perciformes; Cyclopteridae. Gene Ontology annotation, cellular component: extracellular region.
GUGGCAUCCGAGGAGAGGCAGCUGGUUACAGUCGGGAUGAAGCUGGCUGUCAUGUGGUUGUGCCUUCUGCAUUUGACCGUUGUCGUUGCCGGACAAUACACCCGCAAAGAGCAUCGCAAAGACCGCAGCAAUGCGCCGGCCAAAGCCCCCCAGAAGCCUCAGCCCCUCGGCACAGGGUCUGUAAUCUCAGGCAGACAGAGACCACUGUUUGCGAGGAGAGGACAGUAUGAAAGACAAAGGAUCCAUACAAAGAAGCCCAGAGUGGUCCCCAGUCGUCCAAAUGGCGCUCUGCCUCCUUCCAAAGCGGCACCAAAACCUGUGAUGCCGAAGUGCUCUCAGCUGACACAGAGCUGUUUGCCCCAGUUUGGCUGCUGUGACACAAGCGCCGCAUGCCACUGCCGCUUCUUCAACGCCAUCUGCUUCUGCCGCCGGUCCAGCAGCUUCUAUGACGACUCAGCUGUAUUUUUAUUGGAACCCUGCCAAGCUCACCUGUUUCUUAUUUGUGGUUUUACUGGCUGUGCGUCUUAUGUGUUUGAUGUUUGCUUUAUUGGUCUUUGUGUGUAUGCAUUUAAAGGUCUC